Messenger RNA from Aphanomyces astaci, 498 nucleotides. RefSeq lists its product as hypothetical. Bases 1 to 498 code for a protein of 165 amino acids. Lineage: Eukaryota; Oomycota; Saprolegniomycetes; Saprolegniales; Verrucalvaceae. The transcript has 2 exons. The record is from RefSeq and is a predicted model, not a curated record.
AUGGGAAAGGCAAUGCACAAGCAGGUUGCAUGGAACCCAGAAAUGGACACUGCUUUACUGCGUGAGGUCGUUCGCGUCGAACCAUACGACGGCGAGUAUGGAACUUUGAUCCUGCGUUGGAAGGCCAUUGCAGGCAGCCUCUCAACGUACUUCGAGGCGGACAUUCCGUACCAUUCGGCGCGGGAGCGCUACGACGGCAUGGUGGACCAGUUCAAGGCUAAGGACAAGGCGCAACGGCUUUGGCGCACUGGAAGCGAUGAAGAGGUCACCGAACAAGUGCAGCUGUUGCAAGACCUGAUCGACCUACGCGACACAGCCGAAAGCACGAAGAAGGCGAAAAAGGACAAGGACCAAAAGCGUCGGGAGUCCUUGGAGUCGACAGGGUCUCAACUUUGUGUCGAAGCUGAGCAGCGAAUGGCCAAACGUCAACGCACAGGUGGGUCUGGCGCAGUACCGACAAAGAAAGAAGAGCAGGAGAAUGGAACGUUUGUCAUUUGA